Onthophagus taurus is the source of this 840-nucleotide messenger RNA. Lineage: Eukaryota; Metazoa; Arthropoda; Insecta; Coleoptera; Scarabaeidae. The record is from RefSeq and is a predicted model, not a curated record.
AUGAAAGAGUUAAAAGAAGAAGUGCGAGCGGCAUUAGGUACUCUGGGAAAAGAAGACUGGCCCUCAUUAACAAACCUAGAAUUUGUUGUUCUGGAACAAUUAAUUGAAAUUUUGGUACCAAUGGAAACAACAACAACAGUUAUAAGUAGCGAAAAAAAAGUUACUUUAUCUUCUGUAAUAAUAAUUUCAAACGGCCUUUCUGAUUUAUACAAAGCAAUGUAUAAAAAUAAUAUUCUUUCAUCCAUUUCAAAAGAUAUUUUAGAAAAAAUUAUUAUCGGCAUUGACACAGGAUUCAAGAACAUGGAAAGCAGUACUUCAUUACUUAUUAAUACAUUUUUCGAUCCAAGAUACAAACAUAUCGGAUUUUCAACAAAUACAGCAUCGGAAAAGGCUAGAGCGGCAGUCACAGCAUCCUUAAUAUCAUUGAUUAAUUUAAAAACCGCCGAGUCCUCCCAACCAGUCGAUAGUGGUGAUAAUGAUAAAAUUGACAGUUCAAAACCGAGUAUUUGGUCAUGCUUUGAUAAAAAAGCUUCUCUGUUUAAUCCGGUCAGAUCAAAUCAGUCGAAAGCAAUCAUAGAAAUUGAUAGGUAUUUAGAUGAGCCUCUUCUCGAACGUGAAAAAAAUCCAUUAGAUUGGUGGAAAGAACAUCAAUAUAAGUUUCCUUUCCUUAGCAGCCUGGUGAAACUCAAGUUUGGAACUGUUACCACAUCGGAACCAUGCGAAAGGGCGUUUUCCAAAACAGGCCAAAUAAUUUCCGACCGCCGAAGCCGUCUAAAACCAGAGAAAGUACAUCAAAUUAUGUUUCUGAAUCAAAAUAAAAGCAGUCUGCCAAGAUCUUAA